UUUUGCUGUGACGUUCCUGAGCCUGCUCCCCACGUGUAUAAAACUAACCGUCCAGCCUUCUCUCCGGGGAUUUAAAUUUGCUUUGGUUAGCUGUGCCUUGUCGUUUUUCCUGUUCUCCUUCCAAGUACACGAAAAGUCUAUUCUUCUCGUGGCAGUACCCGUCUGCUUAAUCAUAAAUGAAAUCCCGUUUAUGGCCACAUGGUUUCUACUUGUAUCGACUUUCAGCAUGUUGCCCCUUCUGCUGAAGGACGGCCUGCUGCUGGCCUACGCUGUGACGACGCUGGCGUUCCUGUCGGUCUGCGCAGCCUGCUUUUCCGUAUUUGAGAAGACUUCGGCAGAGGACCUGCAGCUGAAACCCUUCUCCCUCUCCCUGAAGGGACAUGUCUCUUGGUUUAAAUCAUUUCCAAAGAUCGUCAGGAGUCUGUUUCUUCUGUCCCUAACCCUGAUGGGCGGCCUGUCUCUGCUGAGCGCUGCAGCGCAUCCUCCGCAGCGGUUCCCGGAUUUAUUCCCUGUAUCCGUGUCCCUUAUUGCUUGCCUGCACUUUGUAAUGUUUUUGGUGUAUUUUAAUGUGGUUAUACUCUGGGACUCAAAGAAUAGUAGAAGUCAGAAGAAAAUCAGUUAA
Eurypyga helias (sunbittern) is the source of this 622-nucleotide messenger RNA. Its product is annotated as dolichyl pyrophosphate Man9GlcNAc2 alpha-1,3-glucosyltransferase-like. Gene Ontology annotation, molecular function: dolichyl pyrophosphate Man9GlcNAc2 alpha-1,3-glucosyltransferase activity. Gene Ontology annotation, biological process: protein N-linked glycosylation. NCBI's taxonomy places the organism in Eukaryota, Metazoa, Chordata, Aves, Eurypygiformes, Eurypygidae. The record is from RefSeq and is a predicted model, not a curated record. Gene Ontology annotation, cellular component: endoplasmic reticulum membrane. The annotation marks the transcript as partial. The transcript is spliced from 5 exons.